GUGUAAUGUGUAGUGGGCUGCUGUAGGUGCCGGAGACACUACAGUUACUACCCAAAAGACGCUGGACAGGGUAGUGUGACUCGUGCUGGUGUUGAACCGAGUGAGGAGGGAAUAAAGCUCAGUGCCGUGUGAUUGUGAGACGUUACGGAAAGGUUGUGUGUGUGUGUGUGUGUGUUGUGAUAAGUGAGGUUGUUGUCGUGUUGUUGAACGAGCGAGCGAGCAACCAUGAGCUGGCAAGGACCUCCCCGCCCUCGGUCUAACAGCAGCAGCGAGUGGAAGACAUUAGGUAACGAGAAGACUCACCUGCCUAUCUUCGUUACACUGUCUGAUCCUCAGUUGUGUUCCGCCAAGGUUGAAGGACCGAGUGGGUCACGGGGACGCAGGAUGGACCGGCUACGGCGAAGCUUCCGGGAGAGUUUUCGGAAGAAGAAGGAUCAUCAUCAUGUAACGGAGGCAUCCAAACCUCACCAGUGGCAGACUGAUGAGGCUUCUGUGAGAGCGGGCACGUGCUCCUUCCCCGUCAAAUAUCUUGGUUGUGUAGAAGUGUUCGAGUCUCGAGGAAUGCAAGUGUGUGAAGAAGCUCUAAAGGUACUCAGGAAUUCUCGUCGAAGACCACUAAGAGGGAUGCUUUAUGUAUCUGGCGACGGACUACGAGUGGUAGACGAUGAAACUAAGGGGCUGAUUGUUGACCAGACGAUAGAGAAGGUUUCUUUUUGUGCACCUGAUCGUAAUCAUGAAAAAGGUUUCUCGUACAUCUGUCGAGACGGAACAACGAGACGAUGGAUGUGCCAUGGUUUUGUUGCUGUUAAGGAAACGGGUGAGAGAUUAAGUCAUGCUGUUGGCUGUGCUUUUGCUGCCUGUCUGGAGCGCAAGCAAAAGAGAGAUAAGGAGUGUGGAGUUACUAUGUCAUUUGAUCCCACCACGUCCACCUUCACCCGAUCUGGUUCCUUCCGACAAAUGACCGUCACAGAGAGGUUGUCUGAUCCCCAGGAAUGCAAACCAAUUGAACCUGUGCCAGUGAAGAAGGUUGAGAAUCCUCAUGCCAUUGCCAGACCACAUGCUACACCACUUAUGCUGCAACGUCAAGGCUCCUUUAGGGUAUUCCAGCAUCUUAGCCAGUCUCCAUUCAAGCGGCAGUUGUCAUUACGAUUAAACGAAUUACCAUCUAAUUUGGAGAGGACACGUUCUAUGUCACUAGAUAACAACGCUGUCAACGCUGCGGUCACCAACAACAAUAACCAGCCGCCAGGCCGAGUCCCGCGCUCUAAGACAACCUGUUCAUUUAAGAGUCCCCAGCCUCCACCUCGCACUCACAGGAAUAGACUCCACUCGCUCCCAAAUGCAGUUAACAUGACUCCAAUACCUGAGAGUUCCCCAAUAGUGGAGAAUAAACCAGGUGACGCAGUGUCUGCCAUGUGCCAGGAACUUUCAGCUGGGCUCUCCCUUCUUUCCAAUUUUUCGGACCCAUUCUCUUCCCCGGAGAACACCUCACCUGCUCACAACUCCUUUACUACAGCGACUACCACUGUCACUAGCUAUACUAAUGUUGCCAGCACAGUGGUACAGAGUCAUCAUGGAAUACCAACUACAUCACAAGGAGUCUUGCUGCCAUCUGUUGAACCAAUUCAUGAAGAAAGCCCAUGGGCUGGAUCAGACAUCAAUGGCCAGCCCUUAAGUUUAGAUGAUCCGACAGGAGCUGAAACUAAAAGGUCACUAGGAGAAGAAUGGCUUUCUCAGUUUAAUACACAGCCUAAAAUUACUAAUGGGACCACAACACCACCACCAGGAUCACAGCCAGUUAAUAAUGUAAUUCUUAGCCGACGCAACCCACCUUUGGCCCAAGUAAGGUCUGCUUCCUUAGGUGCAACACCAAAUGCAGGCACCCCAUAUGUAGCUGUUGGCACAGCAAGAGAUCCCAUGAGUUCUUCUUGGACCACUUCGAAUGGUACUGGUGGUACAGCCACAACAAACUUUGUAGUAGGAACUACAACUACAAAUUCUUCUGGGACAGGGGGAUCCGAUCCCUUUGAUGCAGAAUGGGCAGCCCUUGCUACACGUAAUGCCAAUCCUAACAACCCUUUCCUGCCAAACACUGUCACCAAGGCAUUUGAGGUACAAAUGUGAAUUUGAAUAUCAUAUGUUUUAAAAGGCAUUAUUUCAUAUAGAUUUUGAAGGAGGACAUAUUUCAUUGUUUGCUAUCAAAAUAUACAAAUAUUGUUCAUUAGAUAUUUGGUUGUAUGUUUAUCAUAGACGUUUAAGAUGCAAAAUGUAUCGAUUUGCCAAAAAUGCACACAGAUCUUAAUACAGGUACCAUAUGUAGUUGAUGGAUGAACAUGUCUUUUAUUUUUUAAUUCAUCUGUGUGUGUGCAGUGAUGAGAUAAUCAAAUACUGUAUAUGACUAAAUAAGUAGGCAAAUUUUGGCUGAUCAUAAAUUGUUGAGGGUCAUUCUCAGAGGACAUUGGAUAUUGUGAAUUCUUAAAUAUGCCUGUUUAACAUUCCAGCACUGUUCACAGGUAUCAGAUGUAGCCGAGUGGCUGGUGUACUUAAGAUUUUAAUCUUUUGGCAACUUCUUAAAUAUAUUCCUCGAGUACCUUUAAAGUACUGUAUAAUUAUAUUUUGUACUUAAAUCAUACAGAGUGAGAUGUCUAAAUAUUUAGAGAAUGAACUGAAUAAAUGAAUUUGAUGCUAUUUUUCAAAUGAGAUGUGUACCAUAUUUACUCACACGAACAGAAGCAAAAAGUAUGUUGAUGUUUCUAUAUUAGUAGCAUUUGCACAGAUUGUAUAGUUGCUGUAUGUGUAAUGUAAUUCAGAUGUACUUUGUAUCUGUAUAUAUAUAAAUUUAUAUAUAUAUUUGUCGUACCAUAUUGGUAAUGCUAUUUUUUCCAUUUGUCAUUUUCAAGGCAGUUCUCAUGAGGGGUAAUGAUAAUGAUGAAUACACAUGAUUUUUUCUGCACUCUUUUUCAUACUUUGUUGUUUUUAUGACAUGACAACAUUAUGAAUACACAUUCUUCUGUGAGUGGACUGUGGUAGUGAAGACAGGCAAGGCUCACAAUAACAGAAAUAAUGUAUAUCUUAGUUUAGAUUAUGACAUUGGUUUGGCAGUGUUCUUACAUUUGUUAUGUAAAUUUAAUGACUGUUCACUGCUUACCAAGUGUGUGCACACUGACUCAGUUCCAAAAUGUUUGACAUAAGAAGUGCAAUAGUAAGUGACACUUGUUGAGAAUACCUCAUAACUUAAUGUGCUGGCAUAAUUAAAUGUGUAAAGGUGUUCUUUGCUGGCAGCAGUUGUUGUUGGUUCCAGUGUUUUAACUAUGGAUAAAAGUUUGUCCCUCUAUUUUAUGUAUACACAGACGUGUGUGUGUAACCCUCAUGAGAGAUAGCCUUCUGGGGUAUUUUCUGAUAGUUAAGCAUACAUUCAAUAUUGAGCAUAAGAAGGACUUGAGUCAGUGCUAAUUUUCUUGCAGUUGUCCUCCCAGCCAUGUGUUAGGAUGUCCUUUUAAAUUUUUAACAACUGAGAAUCCUACUAUGAGAAAUGUGCCCAUUUAUUCGCUCGGAAGAGUAACGCUCAGAUCCUGUUAAGUAAAGAAUUUUUUUUUAUAUAAUUUUUUUUUAACUCUUAAUUAUUGCCUAAUUUUUGCAUUUUGUAUAAAGGAUACUAAGGUCGUAACAAAUUCACAUUAUCCACCAAAUAAAUGUUUUCACUGUUCAAUAAUCAUGAGAGACAAACUGGAUAAACGGAAAGAUACUGCAUUACAGUACUGUGUAUGUAAUUUUGAGAAUACUCGUCCUUUUGGUAUUGUUAACUAAUAAUUCAGAUUUAACCAGUCCUAUUUAUGGGGUGAUGGUGGCUACAGUGAUAGAAUGUAUAUAAAGACUUUUAUUAUAGAAAAAAUGUGUAUUAGUUGAAGGUGUGUUUGUAAACUAUUAGAUUGUGGUAUCAACAUUUACAUCCUGUUAUGUUUUAAAUGGAUCAUGUGGCUUGUUGAAUAGGAUAAACUCUACAAAGUGUGACUGUUGUGAAAAAAAACUACAGAUAGUGUUGACCAAUCUCUUUGAUGGCAUUGCACAACUACUUGAAAAUGAAGAGUUGCCAGUAAUGUAUAUUUUAAACUAUUCAAAAGCUAGUUCCUUCAUUUGUUUAUAAUUUUGGGUUCCGUGGGAAAGUAAGAGCCAUUCAUUCGUGGUAAGUGUCCUAUUGCUUGUAACGUCAACACACUUUACAUAUUGUUAUUCCAAGUGAUGUUGAUUCAUUAUGAUUCCUUUUGUAAGUAUUUGAUGCUUGCAAUUUUUAAGAAUAUAUUUUUAUAUUUUGCACUAUGCUCAAAGUUGUAAAUGCAGUGCAGUUCUCUAAUUCCUUUGCUGGUAUAUUAAUUUAGGGCCAUGUUCAGUUGAGGCACUAAAGUUAGCUGAAUACAUUUUAUGAUAUAUUGAAGCAUUGGGUGAGAAUCAUAAUUUCUCUCACACUGUUUGAAUUUGUUGAGUGUAGAUACCAUAUACAUCUGAUGAAUUCAAUAAGUUGAAACAGUGCAUUGAGUGAUAGUGUGAUUUAAUGCCGAGUGCUUUAGUUGUUAGCAAGGACCUCGUUAGUGGUAAUAUUGACCCAAGUGCCUCUUGAACAUCACCCAGAUAUUACAAAUGGUGGUAAUAGCAUAUCAUGAUUUUAUCAUCAGUAGUUCAAUACAUUCCUUUUAUGAUUUCUGUGAUAGAUCUGGCAUAAUAUGCAUUCACAAUUAAUGUAAGAAUUUAUGUAUUCCAGAAUGUAAUGCAUAAAUGCUACUGUCUUUGGAAUAGGCCUUCAGUAAUGAAAAAUAUGUGUAAAGUAAACUUCAUAAUUUUGCUUUAACCAUUCAGAUUUAAUAUUUCGGUAUACAAUAAGGUAAGUGCCAUGAGAGGACAAAACUUUUUAUUCAUGUAAAUGCUGUAUAAGUGACUUAAUUUUAUUUGUGGUAAUAAAAGAUAAAACUGGCCUGUAUUUAUGUAGAAAUAGAGCAGUUUAAUUUGAGAUAUGGAGUAGAACAUUUGGAUUUAUUUUUCAAAGUUUACUAUGUAUUUUCUCUAUUAUUUACAGUAUCAAAACGACAAUUGUUUACUAGAAAUAUAAGUAAAUUAAAGAUAAAAAUAUGUAUAGUUGAUAUUGAAAAGUAGUGAGGAGCCAUUAAUUUUACCACAUCAAACUCAUUACCACAUCAAUCUCAUUGUUUUUAAAAUAUUACCAGAAAUUUUUACUUCAGACAAAAGGCACUGUAAUAGCCAGUGUUUGAAAAUAUAAUAUUAUCAAAGUACUGUAUGAAAAUGUAUAUAUAGAAGAGCUUUUUAAUUUGCAUUUUAUUUUCACAACGAUUUGUAAAUAUGAAAUUACAAUGGUAAUCAUCAGGUUUGUUUGAAUAAAAUCAGGCAUUUCAUUAAAAAAAAUUAUAUGCUCAUGACCACCUCUGUCAAUCACUCAAAAAUGGAAAUUUUUAUUUGAACAGUAAUAUAAUGCUUAGACUGAAGUAAAUGUUAAGUUUCAAAUGUAUUUACCUCAUAAUGUAGUGACCUAUGUGCCAUGCAGAUAACCUGACACACUCACCGCAGGCAGAUUUGGGGUGGAGCAUAAUUUUAGCACUGAAGUGAAAUUCAACGUGCCUGAUGACUGCCAGUGUGGGAGUUAUCGCUUGAUGCUGUGAUUGUUGAGUAGCUUAUGCGGUGACGGGAGGUUUAUUACCCUGUCAUUUUUAUGGAGAAUACCCAAUGAUGCUGUACAGUAGGUAUUAAGGGGAAGUCAUGUCCACAUUAGAAUAUAUUCUACUGUCAAA
Messenger RNA from Homarus americanus (American lobster), 5795 nucleotides. RefSeq names its product protein numb-like (gene numb). Lineage: Eukaryota; Metazoa; Arthropoda; Malacostraca; Decapoda; Nephropidae. The record is from RefSeq and is a predicted model, not a curated record. The transcript is spliced from 13 exons. Bases 226 to 2124 code for a protein of 632 amino acids.